GUCUGCGAACAAAGAAGCUGGCACGGAGGAAGUCAGAGAAGUGACGACACUAGGGGACUGAAAAUGUGCAUCCUCCAGACCAACCUGGGAAGAUCAAAGCGAGCGCAAGACCUACUCUACCAAACCAUUCGGGAGAGCACGGUCGCCCUAGCGGUGGCGGCAGAACCAUACAGAGUUCUGGAUACUCCAGAAUGGGUCGGAGAUACGGACAAAAUGGUUGCUGUCACCUGGACAUCAACGCUUGGCGACUACGUCAGGCGACGACUUCCCCGGCAAGUGCUCGUCCUGGGAGACUUCAACGCGCACUCCACGGAAUGGGAGAACGCCAGGACCAACGACGCGCUGUCAAACUGGGCCGCGGGACUUGGACUUCUGUUGGUGAACAGGGGCUCGACCAGUACCUGCGUGGCGUGGAGAGGGAGCUCCAUCGUCGACAUCACAUGGGCCUCCCCCGAUGCACUCUGGCGGAUCUCAGACUGAAGA
Bombus impatiens (common eastern bumble bee) is the source of this 483-nucleotide messenger RNA. RefSeq lists its product as uncharacterized. The coding region runs from base 64 to 480 and encodes 138 amino acids. NCBI's taxonomy places the organism in Eukaryota, Metazoa, Arthropoda, Insecta, Hymenoptera, Apidae. The transcript has 2 exons. The record is from RefSeq and is a predicted model, not a curated record. Gene Ontology annotation, molecular function: catalytic activity.